Molecule: messenger RNA, 914 nt
Organism: Exophiala viscosa
Lineage: Eukaryota; Fungi; Ascomycota; Eurotiomycetes; Chaetothyriales; Herpotrichiellaceae
Product: Alpha/beta hydrolase fold-3
Exons: 1
Molecular function (GO): lipase activity
Source: RefSeq, a predicted model, not a curated record
CGAAGCAGCAUGGGCCGAAACUCACCCGCUCUCAUCAGUGGGAUAUACCUCGUGCCUGACCACCAUCAAAGUCCGCGACGGGACCGACAUCAGCGUCAAGCUAUCCCAUCCCACCCAUCAGCAGAGUCAGACCAAACUUCCCGUCCUAUUCGUCACCCAUGGCGGCGGCUGGGUCCAAGGAACGCAUAUCACCGAAGAAGUCUGGCAUCUGUGGCCACUGUACUCUCACUUCGACCUGGCAAUCAUCAGCGUCGAGUAUCGUCUUGCUCCUGAACACAAAUUCCCCACAUGGAUGAAUGAUAGUUGGGACGUCCUCGAGCAAUUGCUGUCCGACCCAGAGGCACUCGUCGCCAGCUUUGGCCCGCAAGCGAAUAUCUCGAUCGACACCCAGAAGGUCAUCCUGUCGGGCUCUUCCGCUGGGGCCGGCACAGCGGCAUAUCUCUCGCAGACAUGCCGGGACAAGAACAUUUCUAUCUUCGGCCUCGCACUCAACGUUCCCCUCCUAUGCGACUAUCGCCACUUACCGCCAGACUGCACGACGUCUUACGAGCAAUGUACCGACUCACUCCUCUCGUCUGGCGAAAUGCGCGCAGUCUGGGAUCUCAUCAUCCCGUCGCCCACGGUCGGUGCUGAUCCCAAGGCGUCGCCUCUUUUCGGGGCCGUGGCACGCCUACCCAAACAUUUAAUCUUUGUGGCGGGACAAGAUCCUCUGCGUGAUGAGGGGCUCGCGUACGCGAGGAAAUUACAGAGCGCGGGCGUCAAUGUCAAGUUGCAUGUUUAUCCGGGCGUUCCGCAUAACUUCGCCGAGUUCUGGGAGUUGGAUGCGACGCAAAAGUUCUGGAAUGAUAUUCGGACGGGAUUGAAAGAGUGGCUGACGUGAAUGACGAAUGAGACGUAUAUAAGCUACGCCGCAC